AUGAUUGCAACGCCGACUCCACAACUCCCUGUUCACCCGGUGAUGAUGAGAGACAUGUGACCACUACUGGAACCGGGACUGCAGGCAUAAAUGUCGAGAGUGCCAAUGGACAAAAUGGUAAUGGUCAGCAUGGUAAUGGACAACACGGCACUGGAUAUCAUGCUAAUAAUGGACAGGGUGGUACUCUGCCUUUCAAUUAUU
Messenger RNA from Oppiella nova, 201 nucleotides. Lineage: Eukaryota; Metazoa; Arthropoda; Arachnida; Sarcoptiformes; Oppiidae. The record is from the annotation of a GenBank genome assembly.